CCUUGUGAAAUUGCCUCCAUUUUAAAAAAUAAAGAAAAAGAUGGAAUUGCUUAUUCCUAAUGCAGAUAGGAAAACCUAGCAAACAAACAUCCCCUACUGGGUCAUGGAGAAGGAGAGUGGAGACAGAUGGAAGACUCGUGAUUCUCGUCCUAUCCUAUGGCCAUUGGAAUCUCUCUAAUGGAGAUAAUAAUAAAUAAAAGAAAAAGCUCUUCCUUAGCUCCCUCGCUUCCCUCCACAGCUAAGCACAAGGGGAUUUUAUGCUAAUUCCCAUAUUCUUAUUUCUAACCAAUACAAAUAUUCAAUUAAAACGAAAAAUCUCUCUCUCUCUCUCUGUCUGUGAAACGGCGAAAGGCAGAGACUUUGGUUUCAAAUGGUGAGGAUAAUACCAAUGGCUUCAUCAAUUCGACCUUCUCUCUCCUCAUUCAAGCUCUGUAAUACCACUGCUCGUUCUUCUCUUUCCGUCUCUCCCCUUCCUACUUAUCGCAGAUUCGCUUUUCUCGGCAGUGCUGUUCCUCAAUCACAGUUCUUUGGCUUGAAAGCUUCUAAACCUUGGAGAGGAGAGAGUAGCAACCUUGGGGUGGCUGCAGCUGGAAAUAUGGCACAAGCAAGCACAUUUGCCUCCCAAGAAAAUGCCCUAGAGUGGGUCAAAAAGGAUAAGAGAAGAAUGCUACAUGUUGUUUAUCAUGUUGGGGAUUUGGACAGAACUAUCAAAUUUUACACGGAGUGUCUAGGAAUGAAGCUGCUGCGGAAACGAGACAUACCGGACGAGAGAUAUACAAAUGCCUUUCUUGGAUAUGGACCAGAGGAUUCUCAUUUUGUCAUAGAACUCACAUACAAUUAUGGAGUUGACAAAUAUGAUAUUGGAAGUGGAUUUGGACAUUUUGGAAUAGCAGUUGAGGAUGUUGCAAAGACUGUGGAGCUUAUAAAGGCUAAAGGUGGCAAAGUAACUAGAGAACCUGGUCCUGUUAAAGGUGGCAGCACAGUUAUUGCAUUUAUUGAAGAUCCUGAUGGUUAUAAGUUUGAACUUUUGGAAAGGGGUCCUACACCUGAGCCCCUUUGUCAGGUUAUGCUUCGUGUUGGAGAUCUUGAUCGUUCUAUAAGUUUUUAUGAGAAGGGUUUUGGCAUGGAGCUUCUUCGCAAACGGGAUAAUCCAGAGUACAAGUAUACCAUAGCAAUGAUGGGUUAUGGUCCUGAAGAUAAAAGUGCUGUGUUGGAGUUGACAUACAACUAUGGGGUCACUGCAUAUGACAAAGGAAAUGCUUAUGCUCAGAUUGCGAUAGGCACGGAUGAUGUCUAUAAAACUGCAGAAGCAAUCAAACUGUUUGGUGGGAAAAUAACCCGGGAACCAGGACCAUUACCUGGCAUCAACACCAAGAUAACUGCAUGCUUAGAUCCUGAUGGUUGGAAGACGGUUUUUGUAGACAAUAUUGACUUUCUCAAGGAAUUUGAGUGAGUUUUUAGAGGAGCAUCUACAUACCAAGCACCCAAACCUAGAAUUAAAAUAUUGUGCCCAAAUGAUCAUCAAAAUUUAUUACCUGUGAGAUAAUGAUCAGAUCCCAUUUUGUAGAUAAAAGUUACAGCCUCUUUCACAAUGACCAUAGCAAUAAAAUCUAGUCGGGAGCUCGCAGCAGUGAAGGGAAUUAGAGAUAAUAGUGUAUCUGUUAAAUUAUGGUUCUUCAUUUUCUUUAAUGAGAAAUUUAUUCUUGCAAAAAGUUUAUGAUUCAGCAGCUUAUUUGGAGCAGCUCUGUGAGCAUGCAUAAUGAAAUCUAAAAAUUUGUAUGGUAAUUAACAAGUUCAUUUUCUGGCAA
Hevea brasiliensis (rubber tree) is the source of this 1808-nucleotide messenger RNA. Its product is annotated as probable lactoylglutathione lyase, chloroplastic. NCBI's taxonomy places the organism in Eukaryota, Viridiplantae, Streptophyta, Magnoliopsida, Malpighiales, Euphorbiaceae. Gene Ontology annotation, molecular function: metal ion binding; lactoylglutathione lyase activity. Gene Ontology annotation, cellular component: cytoplasm. The record is from RefSeq and is a predicted model, not a curated record. The transcript is spliced from 9 exons. The coding region runs from base 371 to 1453 and encodes 360 amino acids.